AUGAGAAACCGUAGGACAGCGACUCCGGCUCCGCGUUUUUCACACUGGGACCUUGAUGGCCGCGAUGUUUCGCCUUCGAGAAGGUCGAGUUUGUUGACUCAGCAUUUACCAUCGUUGAGCGAGGGAUCGCAGGAAAGUCUGACAAAGAUUAUAUCGCCUGUCUUUAAGUCAUCUGAACAGGGAAGAACCGACAUUAUAGAGCUUGUUGGUUCACCUGUUAGUCACCGUAGAGGCGAACUUGUAACCUUCUGUAUGGAAAGGAGGAAGAAAUCCCAAGAACCGACACCAAGUCUUCCAAAUUUAAACAACAGAGAGUCGGCAACCAAAGAAAAUGUCCAACCUGGGAGCCCCAAGGGAAAAUAUAAUCACUUAACAAGAACUUACUCUCAUCCCGCUGUUUCUAAGUCUAGCAGUUUACCAAAACUUUGCAAAUGGGACUCACAAUCUCAAGUAAACCCUCAGGACAGACGGCAUUCAGAUGAGAUUAGAAGACAUAUACAGAGAGAGGACAUGGACUAUGAUUUUUUCUCGAAUAAAGCGAUCAUCUUAGAACGUUAUUUAAACAAUCAAAGCGCUACUUAACUUUAGAUUAAAUAUUAUUUAAUACCAUUAGAGAAGAAGUGUGAUUCAUUUGUGCAAACUCAUUUGGAUGUGAAAGAAGUUAUUUCACAAAUCAUGUACACAAAUUUACAGACGCGACGUCGAUAG
Messenger RNA from Porites lobata, 708 nucleotides. Lineage: Eukaryota; Metazoa; Cnidaria; Anthozoa; Scleractinia; Poritidae. The record is from the annotation of a GenBank genome assembly.